Mesorhabditis spiculigera is the source of this 373-nucleotide messenger RNA. Lineage: Eukaryota; Metazoa; Nematoda; Chromadorea; Rhabditida; Rhabditidae. The record is from the annotation of a GenBank genome assembly.
AUGGGAUACUCGCUAAUGAUCAGUUCAACAAAUCAAGCGACUAUUGCGAUGGCUGCUCGGUACCUGAAGCCGAUGGACGGGCGAGGCGAUCAGCAUUCAGUGGAGUCGAUGAGCAGCCACUCGGAGACUGAGGAGCCCUCGGGCCACAAGAACACCUUCACCGAGGACGACACUUCCAUGCUCACCCAACACUCUGAAUAUGUCACCGAGCUGCUCGACGAACGUGCCCGUCUCGGCAAACCGGAGCAACCCUUCAAGCAUCUGCCGCGCCUUAUCGAGGCCGAGAUCAACCGCUUUUUGGGGAGCCUGCCUACGGAGAGCAGCCGCACCGAAAAACUGCCCAAGCGCAUCAUGCUCCAGGAGAAGUUGAUCG